This is a messenger RNA of Vombatus ursinus (common wombat), 1915 nucleotides long. It is a transcript of the gene DOLPP1, whose product is annotated as dolichyldiphosphatase 1. Gene Ontology annotation, cellular component: intracellular membrane-bounded organelle; endoplasmic reticulum membrane. The record is from RefSeq and is a predicted model, not a curated record. Lineage: Eukaryota; Metazoa; Chordata; Mammalia; Diprotodontia; Vombatidae. Gene Ontology annotation, molecular function: dolichyldiphosphatase activity. Gene Ontology annotation, biological process: lipid biosynthetic process; protein N-linked glycosylation. Bases 82 to 798 code for a protein of 238 amino acids. The transcript has 8 exons.
GUCUUCCAAGCGGGAUAGGUCAAGACCAUCUCCCCUCUUUUUCCUGAUUGGCUAAUCGGCAAAGCCCGGUCUCCGGGUAAGAUGGCAGCGGACGGACAGUGCUCGCUCCCCGCUUCAUGGCGGCCGGUGACCCUCACCCACGUCGAAUAUCCCGCAGGUGAUCUUUCAGGCCACCUCCUCGCCUACCUGAGCCUCAGCCCCAUCUUCGUUAUUGUUGGCUUUGUGACACUCAUCAUAUUCAAGCGAGAGCUUCACACUAUUUCUUUCCUGGGGGGUCUGGCACUCAACGAGGGGGUCAACUGGCUAAUAAAGAACAUUAUCCGGGAGCCCCGGCCCUGUGGAGAUACCCACUCCAUGGUGAAUACCAAAUAUGGGAUGCCUUCCAGCCAUUCCCAAUUUAUGUGGUUCUUCUCAGUCUACUCCUUCCUUUUUCUUUAUUUAAGAAUGCAUCAAACAAACAACGCCAGAUUCCUGGACUUGUUAUGGAGACACGUGCUCUCUCUGGGCCUCGUGACAGUAGCUUUUCUUGUCUCAUAUAGUAGAGUGUAUUUGUUGUACCACACCUGGAGCCAGGUUCUCUAUGGAGGGGUUGCAGGAAGCAUCCUGGCUGUCGCGUGGUUUGCCUUCACACAGGAGAUCCUCACUCCACUGUUCCCCAGGAUAGCAGCCUGGCCCAUAUCUGAGUUCUUCUUAAUUCGAGACACAAGCCUCAUCCCCAAUGUCCUGUGGUUUGAGUAUACAGUCACAAGAGCAGAGGCCAGAAACAGACAGCGAAAGCUGGGUACAAAGCUACAGUGAGAGUGCUCGGGUGUGGCUGGGCCAGCCCCACAGAUCUGACUGGUAGGAUGCCGCCAUGGAGACCUCGACAGACCCAAGUCACCACGUGGAGCCUUUUUCUUUCUUUCUUUCUUCUUUUUUUUUUUAAAUCAACAAGACGGACCAAAGGCCAGACUGGGGCCUUCAGCGGGAGUCCAGAGGCCUGGGCGUUGGUUUGGGCAGCACGCCAGGCAUCCCCACUGCCCAUGGGACCAGGAUGCAAAUGGACCUUGCCCAUACCACCACUGCACACUGAGAGGCAGAAUGUACCAUAACAUCCAAGGCCAGAGGAAGGCACUAAGGGUGGGAUAAUAGGGGAGAAAGAAGAAAACUUUCAUCUGAGAGCUUGAGACAGGGUGGGUGGGGAAAAAUCUAACAGCCAAGUAUUUGUGUGGAAUUUAGGUGGUAUGAAAUAUACAUGCUAUUUAUUUUUUUUCUAAGGUUAAUUUGAUUUUUUUGAGUUGGGAUCUGGGGCUGGGGUAAGGCCUUUUUGAAGAGAAACCCAUUGAGUGGGGUUGGUUUCUCAGUGGUGCAGGGAGAGUCUAAUUCCAGACCGUUUGGGCAAUGUCAGUUCCAUCUAUCUGCACUUUGUAAGGAAGAAAAAAACUUGAUGGACAUUUUGCUUUGAACACCAGGAAGCAGCCUACCUCUCCUCUUAUUGUGGUUGUGAAACAUGGGGGCUUAGGGCAGAGCAUUUGGGGAAAUCAGCCCUUUCUUUGAUUCCUAUCUCCUCUCUGCCAAUAACAGCCUAGUAUGGUGGAAGCUGUUUCUGAGUAUUGUUCCCUGUAACACAGCUAUUUCCAUAUCUGGGAGAGUGAUAGCUCAGAGAAACAGUGCUUCUUCCAUUGGUCUGGUGAUGACAUUCUUUAUAACAGUAAUCUCAUUCAAGGGCCUUCUCUGAUCCUUGUCCAUGCAAUGGGUUGUACCUUCUAUAAUGAAAGAACUUUUUUUUUAAAUGCUAUUUACAUUGUAGAUGGGGAAACCUGAACUGUUUUACAGAUUUCUUUUUGUCUUGCCAUCAGGUAGCAAUUACUUUUCAAUUCCUUUCAUCCUUCCCCACUUCCAGUAUCCCAACCACUUCAGAACGUCCCCCUACCAC